AUGGGCACCGCGUCCUCUCUGGUCAGCCCUGGAGAGGUGAUAGAGGAUGGGUAUGGGGGUGAAGGUGGGGAAGCCUGUGAGAUCCCGGUGGAGGUGAAACCCAAAGCCCGACUCCUGCGCAGCUCCUUUCGCAGAGGACCUCGGGUGAUAGGGGCCAGUUUCAAGUCGACAGGCUCUGUAGAUCUGGAGUACGCUGCAGAGUAUGAAAGGCUGCGUAAAGAGUAUGAAAUAUUCCGUGUCAGCAAGAAUAACGAGAUAUCAUCCAUGCAAAAGAAGGAGGCCAAGCUGGACGAGGAGAACAAGAGGCUGAGAGCUGAGCUGCAGGCUCUGCAGAAGACCUACCAGAAGAUCCUUAGGGAAAAGGAAAGUGCUCUUGAGGCAAAGUACCAAGCUAUGGAGAGGGCUGCCACCUUUGAACAUGACAGGGACAAAGUAAAACGACAGUUUAAGAUUUUCCGGGAGACAAAAGAAAAGGAGAUUCAGGAUCUCCUGCGGGCCAAGAGGGACUUGGAGGCCAAAAUGCAACAGCUGCAGGCUCAGGGGAUCCAGGUGUAUGACCCAAAUGACUCUGACUCAGAUGACAACCAAACCACUGUCACUGCUGCAGGGACGCAGUGUGAAUACUGGUCUGGUGGUGUGUUGGGCAGUGAGCCCUCUAUGGGUAGCAUGAUGCAGCUGCAACAGACUUUCCGGGGGCCGGAGUUUGCACACAGUUUGAUAGAUGUGGAGGGACCCUUUGCAAAUGUGAGCAGAGAUGACUGGGAUGCUGCAGUAGCCAGUCUGCUUCAGGUCUCCCCUCAUGUGCCCCAGGCCUUAUGGAGUAACACAGUGCGGUGCUACUUGAUCUUUACCCAGGAGACCAAAGCUGAGCUUGACAUCUUUAUUAAGAAACACUCUCCUGUGUUACGCAGAAUGUGUGAGGGUCUCGGCCAUUUUUACCUUAAUGUCUGCUUCCAAGAGGAAAGUGCUGCCUCAUACGCUGUGGAGCGCAAACAGGAGAUUGAAAGGAGCUCUGUUUGUGUGCUUCUUCUCAAAUCUACUGUCACUAGCUCUGUGGUGGAGGAUAGUGAGGAGGCUUUUGUGAAGAAUCCAGAUGGCCAUCCAUUGGUGCUCUACCUCAGGACUGAAGAAGAUCACAAUUUGACUGGACCCACCAGGCAACUGCUGGAGAGGGUCAACGCUGCAGACAAGGCUGCCAAAAUCAAGGUGGUGGAUCACUGUGGUUCUGCAGAGGAGGGUGCCGACCUGAUUAAUGCUCAGCUAGAGAAAGUCAUCAAACAGGAGUUGCUGGGCCUGGAAGGAGUGGAUGUUGACUCUAAGGACUCUGGGAUAGAGGAGGGACGUGAGGAAGACUCAGCAGAUGUGCUAUGGGACCUGCAUGAUGAGCAGGAACAGAUCGAGUCCUACCAGCAAGCCUGUAACAGCUCCACCUCCCAGUUAGGCUUUCAGAAGUACAUAGAUCGUUUGAAUGACAUGAUAGCUGCUCCCCCUCCCACCCCUCCUCUACUAGUGUCUGGUGGUCCAGGCUCAGGGAAGUCUCUCCUGCUGUCUAAAUGGAUCGAGCAGCAGCAGAAGCAGUCCCCCAACACACUGUUCCUUUAUCAUUUUGUCGGUCGCCCACUUUCCACAAGCUCGGAGCCAGUUCUGAUAAUCAAACGCCUCACAGUCAAACUGCUGCAGCACUUCUGGUCCAUUUCUGGCUUGUCCAUGGAGCCCAGUAAAAUAUUGGAGGAGUUUCCCCGCUGGCUUGAACGACUGUCAGCACGGCACCAAGGAAACAUCAUCAUCAUCAUCGACUCCAUUGACCAGAUACAGCAAGCAGAAAGACACAUGAAGUGGCUUAUUGACCCUCUCCCUGUCAAUGUCAGAGUGGUGGUGUCUGUGAAUGUAGAGACGUGUCCUCAAGCUUGGAGGUUGUGGCCCACCCUCCACUUAGACCCACUGAGUCCUAGAGAGGUCAGGAGCGUUGUUAAUGCAGAGUGCCAGAACAUGGGUAUCAAGUUUACCAAGGACCAGGAGAAGAAGCUGGAAAGGCACUGUCGCUCUGCAUCCACGUGCAAUGCACUGUAUGUCACACUACUUGCAAGGAUGAUCAUCAGUAUAUCAAGCGGAUCACUGGAGAAGAGCCUCGACCAGUGUCUACAGUGUCAGGACACCAUGUCACUUUAUCGCCAGGCGCUCAAGAUGACGCUGAACUCCCUCAAUACAGACAGAGAGAGACACAUUAUGAGAGAGAUACUGUGCCUUGUGUGUGCCAGCCAUAAUGGAGUGAGUGAAUCAGAGGUACUAGACCUUUUACCAGAAGUGGAGUUGCCCGUCCUGUCAUCUCUGCUUUACCGUUUGAACAGACUCUGCAUUGUAACCCUCCGCUGUGGUCUCAUCAGGUUUCAACACCUGCAGGCUUGGGAAGCUGUGACGUUGGAGUUCCUGGGUGGAGGAUGCAGCUCUGCCACUUACAGAGACAAACUCAUAAAUUACUUCAGUCAGCAACUCAGCCAGGACCGUGUGACUUGGCGUGUGGCUGACGAGCUGCCCUGGCUGCUCCAGCAGCAGGAGGACAGGACUAAACUACAGCUUAGCCUCCUGAACCUGUUUGUCUCCCAAAACCUCUACAAGAGGGGUCAUUUCUCUGAGCUGCUAGCCUAUUGGCAAUAUGUGGGCAAAGACAAAAGCUCCAUGGCCACUGAGUACUUUGACUCCUUGAAACACUAUGAGAAGAGCUGUGAGAGUGAAGACAGCAUGACCAAGCUUGCAAAUCUCUAUGAGACACUGGGACGUUUCCUCAAAGACCUUGGCCUCCCUAGUCAGGCCGUAGCUCCUUUACAAAGGUCCCUUGAGAUUAGGGAGACAGCACUGGACCCGGACCAUCCCAGCGUGGCUCGCUCCCUCCACCAGCUGGCCGGGGUUUAUGUACAGUGGAAGAAGUACGGCAACGCUGAGCAGCUGUACAAGCAGGCCUUGGAGAUAAGUGAGAACGCCUACGGAGCUGAGCAUGCCAGCGUGGCACGAGAGCUGGAGUCACUCGCCAUGCUCUAUCAGAAACAAAACAAGUAUGAACAAGCAGAGAAACUCAGGAAGAGGUCAGUGAAGAUCCGCCAGAAGACCGCUCGCCAGAAAGGUCAUAUGUACGGCUUCACUUUGUUGAGGCGCAGAGCCCUGCAGCUGGAGGAGCUGACUCUAGGAAAAGACACUGCAGACUCUGCCAAGACACUUAAUGAACUGGGCGUCCUGUACUACCUCCAAAACAACCUGGAUGCAGCAAAAGUUUUCCUGACCCGUUCUCUGGAGAUGCGUCAGCGUGUCCUCGGUCCAGAUCACCCAGACUGCGCUCAGUCCCUCAACAACCUGGCCGCACUCCACACAGAGAGGAGGGAGUAUGAAACGGCUGAGGACAUGUACGAGAGGGCGCUAGACAUCCGCAAAAGGGCCUUGUCCCCAGACCAUCCGUCGCUGGCGUACACACUCAAACACCUGGCCAUGCUCUAUAAACGCAGAGGGAAGCUUGAAAAGGCUGUGCCGCUGUAUGAGCUGUCUCUGGAAAUCAGGGAGAAAAGUUUUGGGCCCAAACACCCCAGUGUUGCCACAGCACUGGUCAACCUGGCUGUGAUCUACUGCCAACUAAAAAAGCACAGUGAUGCCUUGCCUCUUUAUGAACAAGCACUGAAGGUGUAUGAGGAUAGUUUGGGGCGCUCACACCCACGAGUCGGAGAGACCCUAAAAAACCUGGCUGUGUUGAGCUACGAAGAGGGUGACUUCGAGAAGGCCGCAGAGCUUUACAAACGUGCGAUGGAGAUAAAGGAGGCAGAGCCGUCGUUGGUAUGUGGAAACGCCCCGUCUCGCCACUCUUCCAGUGGGGACACAUUCAGUCUGAGGGGACCUGCUCCCCUCCCACAUGCCCCAAGGUGACUCCGUUCAGCCACAUAAAAGCUGUUUUGACAGCUUGAGGUACCAUAGAGUAAGAAAAACAUUGGACCUAAUGAUUUUAUAAAAAAGGGAACUAUCCUGGUCAUCAAACUGUGAUUGUUGUCAAUGGAGAUUUAAAGGGUUUGGUCAAAAAAAUACUGUACCUGCCAGGAUGAUUAUGAAGUCUGCCAUAUAGUCUGUGAAAUCUGUCUAACCCUAACCCUAUUUGCCAAAAGUAUUUAUUGUUUUUAACAUAAUCAUGUGUCAAAGGACUCAGGUUUACACUUCUUUUAAUUCAGACACUUAAUUCCUAUUCCUAUUAAAUGCCUCAAAAUAUAGAUCUUUAAAAUAGGAAUGGAAUUUCAUGUGGGUUAAACCCAUAAAACAGGACUCAUUAUCAUAUUAUCUAUGCACUUUCCUUUUUGGUGAACUUGGGAUGCAGGUUACAAGUAUGAUUUCUGAAGAACCCAUAAGAUCUGUACAUUACUGGUGCUCUGAAUAAAGCCUUUUCAAGAGCUACUAUCUCUAAAAUUUCUAAAAAAAUAGGUACACUUAUAUGCUGUUAAAGGUGCACUUUGUAGUUUUGGGGAAGAAAAUGUAAUCCAAAGAUCUUCAUUCACUUCUUUAAAACUAAAUUUUAAAAAUUCUUUUUUUAAAUGUGUUUUCCAAAACUACAUAGUGCCCCUUUAACAUACCAUUCAUGUUUACAUUAUGCAGUUUUUACCUUCCAGUAUUAAGUACAUAAUCCAAAAGGAGAUGUCGAACCUGACAGAUUUGUCCAAAAACAAGCAAAUCUCAGAAAAAAAUCACCUGGGAUACUAAUUUCAUGCUGUGCUUAUGCAAAACUUUAUGUCCAUUUAUUUAUUCAUUUACAAACAGGAGUUAAAGGGAUUUACCAAAACAAUCAUGGUGCCACAUGAGUGUCCAGGUUAAAGUACAAUUUAUCAUCUGAAUGACUUAUUGUCUACAUAAUUCCAAAAGGGACACCAAAACCUUGUUUCAUUGCCAAAUAUAAUGCAAAACAAUGUAUCUUAAUGUUUUUAUAUAUUCAUGUAUCAAUGUAAAAUGUAAAAUCUGUACAGGACAACAACAAAAAAUCACAUCCAAUAUGUUGAUAAGAUUGUAUCCCAUCAAAUAAAUACUUUAUUGAGACAACUUAAA
This is a messenger RNA of Acanthopagrus latus (yellowfin seabream), 5064 nucleotides long. RefSeq names its product nephronophthisis 3 (gene nphp3). Gene Ontology annotation, molecular function: protein binding. NCBI's taxonomy places the organism in Eukaryota, Metazoa, Chordata, Actinopteri, Spariformes, Sparidae. The transcript has 27 exons. Gene Ontology annotation, biological process: determination of left/right symmetry; kidney development; convergent extension. The record is from RefSeq and is a predicted model, not a curated record. The coding region runs from base 1 to 3906 and encodes 1301 amino acids.